AUGGUUAGGGUUGGUGAGCGACGAACCCUCGCCUUGGGUAUUGAAGGCAGUGCAAACAAAAUCGGUGUGGGAAUUGUCGAUGAUACAGGCGCAGUGCUCUCAAAUGAGCGUGAAACCUACAUCACUCCAGCAGGAACAGGCUUUCUUCCUCGGGAGACGGCGCAGCACCACACGGCGUACAUCCUGCGGCUAGUGCAAUCCGCUCUGGCAGCGGCAAAGGUUGAGCCAUCCGACAUCAGCGUCAUCUGCUACACAAAAGGCCCAGGGAUGGGGGCACCGCUCGCUGUGGGCUGCACCGUCGCGAAGACGCUGUCAUUGCUGUGGUCGGUGCCGUUGGUUGGCGUGAACCACUGCAUUGGGCACAUAGAGAUGGGUCGUGUUGUAACGGGUAGCAAGAACCCCGUGGUGCUCUACGUGAGUGGUGGCAACACGCAGGUAAUAGCCUAUGCGGAGCACCGCUACCGCAUCUUUGGUGAGACAAUUGACAUUGCGGUGGGGAACUGUCUUGACCGUGCAGCACGACUGCUUGGGCUCUCCAACGAUCCUGCACCCGGCUACAACAUUGAACAGUGCGCCAAGCGCGGCCGUCUCUUCAUUGAGCUCCCGUAUGUCGUGAAGGGAAUGGACAUGUCAUUCAGCGGCCUCCUCUCCUUCGUUGAAAGGCUCUUGCAGCAUCCUCAGUUCAAGGACAAGGAGAGAUGUGCAUCCUAUUUGUCGUCACUUACUGCAGCACAGCGAUGUGCACUUCCUAGUGUGGUACAGUGCGCCGUAGAUGAGCCGUUUGGCAUCGAUGAUAUUUGUUACUCACUACAAGAAACAAUGUUUGCGGUGCUAGCAGAGGUGACCGAAAGAGCCAUGUCGCAGUGUGCGUCAAGCGAGGUGCUUAUUGUCGGUGGCGUCGGCUGCAACGUCCGGCUGCAAGAAAUGAUGCGGCAAAUGGCGGAAUCUCGCGGCGGUUGCUGCUUCGACAUGGACGCGCGCUACUGCAUAGACAACGGCUGCAUGAUUGCCUAUGCGGGGAUGCUGGAGUAUCUGGCGGGAGGUUUCACGCCGCUGCCCAACGCCACCAUCACGCAAAGGUUCCGCACCNGGAGUAUCUGGCGGGAGGUUUCACGCCGCUGCCCAACGCCACCAUCACGCAAAGGUUCCGCACCGAUGAGGUGA
Trypanosoma grayi is the source of this 1164-nucleotide messenger RNA. RefSeq names its product putative O-sialoglycoprotein endopeptidase. The record is from RefSeq and is a predicted model, not a curated record. Gene Ontology annotation, cellular component: cytoplasm; EKC/KEOPS complex. The transcript has a single exon. Lineage: Eukaryota; Euglenozoa; Kinetoplastea; Trypanosomatida; Trypanosomatidae. The coding region runs from base 1 to 1164 and encodes 387 amino acids. Gene Ontology annotation, biological process: tRNA threonylcarbamoyladenosine modification.